Messenger RNA from Rodentolepis nana, 321 nucleotides. Lineage: Eukaryota; Metazoa; Platyhelminthes; Cestoda; Cyclophyllidea; Hymenolepididae. The record is from the annotation of a GenBank genome assembly.
GUUGGAAAUAUGGAGGAAUUGCUGUGUCAGGUCCAGGACGUUUACGGAGACGAGAGUCUCGCUCUUUUGGAUUUUGAGGACGGAGAUGAUGAAGAGGUUUAUCCGCCAAACCGAAGUGAACGAACUACCUCCACGGCUGAACUGACCGAAUUUCCUUCUACCGAUUCAGUAGACGGCUCUUUAAACAACUCUAUGGAACGAGUUGAACCGCUACUGAUGAUGAAGCGUCGAUACUUCAUAAUCGUCCCCAUCGAUCGGCGUCGUCGACUCAUCUCCCUUCCACAACGACAAUUGGAAGUCUUGCCUCGUCCUAUGAUCUGA